Molecule: messenger RNA, 2390 nt
Organism: Myodes glareolus (Bank vole)
Lineage: Eukaryota; Metazoa; Chordata; Mammalia; Rodentia; Cricetidae
Source: RefSeq, a predicted model, not a curated record
AAGUUUUCCCAGGCACCUCUGUCACUGCGCCCCUACAAGUGAGUCUGUCUUGUGACCCAGAGACAGGAAACCCACAGAAUGGGAAACGACUCUUCUUCGCCUCCUUCUAAGGUUGUGAAGCAUGGAGGCUGGCUCUGUGGUCCGAGCCAUCUUUGACUUCUGCCCUAGCGUCUCAGAGGAACUGCCGCUCUUCGUGGGAGAUGUCAUUGAGGUGUUGGCCGUGGUGGAUGAGUUUUGGCUUCUGGGAAAGAAGGAAGAUGUUACAGGACAGUUUCCCAGCAGUUUUGUGGAGAUUGUGACGAUCCCCAGUCUGAAGGAGGGAGAGAGUCUGUUUGUUUGCACCUGCGAAUUCACAUCUCGAGAGCUGAACAGUCUUUCUCUCCAUCGAGGAGACCUGGUGGUUCUCGAUGGCGCUCCCACUGCAGGAUGGCUGCAGGGCCGAAGCUGUUGGGGUGCCCGGGGCUUCUUCCCAUCGUCCUGUGUUCGUGAGCUCUGCCUCUCCUCUCAGAGCCGACAGUGGCACUCACAGAGUGCAUCGCUUCAGGUUCCAGAAUACUCCAUGGGACAAGCGCGGGCCCUCAUGGGGCUGUCUGCCCAGUUGGACGAGGAACUGGACUUCAGGGAAGGAGAUCUGAUUACCAUUAUCGGAGUUCCUGAGCCAGGCUGGUUUGAGGGAGAGCUGGAGGGGCGGAGAGGCAUUUUCCCAGAAGGUUUUGUAGAGCUUUUGGGACCCCUGAGGACUGUGGAUGAGUCGGUAAAUUCUGGAGGUGGAGACAGCUGCCUUGCUAAUGGUGAUGUAGACAUCUCCACCAAAGAAACAGAGAGCGGGGCCGACGAGGAUGACCACCCGUCAGGGACCUAUGGACUUGCCCUCUACAGAUUCCAAGCCCUGGAGCCAAAUGAGUUGGAUUUUGAGGUAGGGGAUAAAAUCCAGAUUCUGGGGACCUUGGAGGAUGGCUGGCUGGAAGGACGUUUGAAGGGCAGGACAGGUAUCUUCCCCCACCGCUUUGUGAAGUUAUGUCCCGGCACCAGGACAGAGGAAACCGUGGUUCUGCCCUCGGAAGACAGCCUCCCUAAGAACUCUGACAACCCUGUGGAUGGGUUGGAGACCUCAGUGGUGGAGGAGGCACAACUCGAACCACAGGAGACUGGAACAGACAGGCCUGACUGGGGUCUGUCUGAACAAACUCCUGCUCGCCUAGAUCAUGGGGUCCCUGAGGGUGUUGUAAGUGAGAACUCUGGCCAGGGUGAAGAUGCCUCAGGAAGCUCCCCAGGUGUGGAUCUUGAUAGACCUCUGAUUAAAGCCCCUUCCACACCUGACCCCUCAGAGACAGUCAAUGGCAUUUAUUCCCAGCCUUGGGGACCUUGUCAUCCCCAAAUGCAGAAAAGCCAGCUUUCUUCCACAGCAGGAGAGAGCCGCCAGAGCUCAGACCCGUUCUCUGAGUUUGGCCCUCCUGAAGCCAGGACUAGGAACUACUCCAGCCUGCCUCCCAAAAGAACGUAUGCCCAGGGUAGGUCCCUCCAGAAGUCAGCACCCCCACUUCACAGGGCCUCCUCCCUCGUGGCCUCUAGGAUAGCCAAACCUAGCUACUUAUGCCCUCCGGCUCUAGCCAGCUGUGCUCAGAAGCAUCAAACAUCUGCAGAAAAUGCCUUCAGCCUCUAUUCUGCACCAGAGAGACCAGAGAGGAGGCCUGGGCCGCCAGACAAGGGACCCUCCACAGAAGUAACCACAGCAUCACAGGGGGACAGUGUUGACCUGGAUUCCAAGUUGACCCAGCAGCUGAUAGAGUUUGAGAAGAGCCUGUCCGGGCCCAGCACAGAGUCAGAUAAAAUUGUACGCCGCUUUUCAAUUAUGGACUUUAACUCUGAGAAGGACAUUGUCAGAGGUUCCUCAAAGUCGGCACCAUCACAGGAUCUCCCAGAGAAGAAAAAGGCCCUGAGGCCACCCCCACCCAGGCCCUGUACCCCAACACCCACCUCUUCACACUUGCUGGUUGACCAAAGCUCCAAACCAGCACCCCCCUUGGCUGUGCGGCCCUCCCGCCCAGCUCCCCUGCCUCCUCCUGCGCAGCAGAGGAUGAAUACAGCCUCCCCCAAGCCCACCUUCUGUGCCAGUUGGGAGGCCCCAGAGAAGGAGGGUCCUGAGCACGUGGAGCAGGGCCCAGCCCAGACUUCUCCGUGCCCCUCUGUGUUGGCGAGGAUUCAGGACGUGGAACACGACUUGGACAUGUACACCAGGGCUCAGGAAGAGCUGACUUUGAUGUUGGAGGACAAGCAGGAUGAAUCGCUGAGGGCAGAGACUUUGGAGAAUCUCAAGUUCUAUGAGAACACCAUUCAGAGUCUGAACCUGGAGCUCCAGCAGCUGAGAGGUAAGUGACAGGAAACCGUGA